CGUGAGGAAGCUACAUAACUAUGUAAGGAUGUUAGUAUGUAAACGGGACAAAACAGCGGCCGUUAAUUUAACAGCUUUUGUCAUAAAUGGACGGCGAGUGCUUUGGUCACUUGGAGCAAACAGCUGGAUAAUUUACUGAGUUAUAGUUUUUUAUAAAGCAAGCGACCAGCUGGUACGCUCAUAAGUAGUGAUGGAGUUGUCUCAGAGGGAGAGGCUGUCAGAGCUGGUGGAGGAGCUGACCACAUCAGGAGAGCCACAGCUCAACCAGGACAAGAUGAAGGAAAUCAAGAAGAUCUCCAAAGUUUCUAAUGACUGUAUAGACCACGUGUACCACUCAUUGAUGUCCCAGCUCAACCAAGAACAUGCUGAGAUCCGGCUGUCUGCCUUCCAGAUAGUCAGUGAACUCUUCUCCAGAUCACAUCACUUCAGAACCCUGCUGGUGGACAACUUCCAGGAGGUCUUGGAGUUGACAGUAGAGACUGACUCAGAAAAUCCCCUCCCUCCUCCCAAAGAAGUAGCCAGGAAACUGAGGUUACUGGCCAUCCAGACCGUCCAAUCAUGGCAGGCCUCUUAUGGGAUGGCUUAUAAGAAGUUAGCUCUGGGCUACCACUUUCUCAAACAGGUUAAGAAGGUGGACUUUCAGGAUGCUGAGGCCAGGACAGUAGCAGAGAGGAGGAGAGAGGAGGAGAGACAGAGGAGAAUGGCGAGGCUCUACAAGGACAGAGUGGAGGCAGCCUCCAAAGACAUGGAGGAGUCAUGCCAGGAUAUUGAGGCAACGUUGACAGAGAUGGAAUCCUGCAUGAGGCUGCUCUUCCCUGAGUUUGAUCUUACAGGCAUCCAGACAACCAAUAGCAGCCCUCCAAACCCCCAACCAGCCAAUGAAUGUCCAUCACUUGAUGAACAGCCCUGCUGCAGCAAAGACCUGAGGGAUAACAAGAGAGAAGAUAUUAUACUACAGAGGGAGGAGGGCAGGCAAGAAACGAAAAGCAAUGGGGAGGAAAAGAAAGGGCAAGAAGACAAAGUAAUGACAGAGAGGAGGAACAACAGGGAGGAGAAAAAAGAGAAGGAAAAGAAGGAGAGGUCUCAAGAUAAGAUGAGCGAGGGUAAAGAGAGGUGGGAUGGGACUGAGCAGGACGAGAAGAAGGGAAAGGAUGCAGAAGAUGAAGAAGAGAAGGGAGAGGUGGAGACAGCACAGAGGGAAGGAGGGGAGGAGGAGGAGGAAGAUGAUGAGGAAGAAAGUAAUGAGGAAGACGAGGAGGAAAGUGGUCAAGAGGGAGAUGAUGAUGAUAAAGACUCGUUUAUUCGGAACUCUGGGCUCAUCUCUCACUCCUACAGUCUGGACCUGAACCUCAGUCCUGGCCUUCACGUUAAGGAGACAGAGGAUAAUGAGGCUGUGGUUUCCAUGGUGAUAGACCUACAUAGACUUAUAACAACCAAACACCUACCGGCUGUGCAGGGCUGGGUUCAGGUCUUCACCAAGUCAGGUGCUGAGCAGCAGCUGUUGCGGAGAGCGCUGGAUCUGAAGAGGUCUUUAGAAGCUGCCCUGCAGAAACACAAAGAGCUUCACAUUGAUUACAAGAACAGGGUUCGCAAAGUGAUGAAGGGUUCUUCAAAAGAAGAGGAUGAUGAUGAUGACGACGACGAUGAUGAUGAUGAUGAUGAUUUUGACGAGGUUCCAGAGAAAGAGGGCUAUGAGCCACACAUUCCAGAGCAUCUACGAGCAGAGUAUGGCUUGGAUCCAUCUCCUUCCACCUCAACAGCGCCAGUCACAAAAAAACCUCCUGCUCGAAGGCCUGCAGCUCCACCUCCUCUGUCCUCCUCCUCCUCCUCCUCCUCUUCCUUAGCCAGGCGGCUAAAGCGACUUGUAGAGGAGGAGCGUGAUCCAACAUGUGCAGCCGCCACACUGCGCCUCCUGAGACAGAACCUCCCUCCACCCGCACAACCCAGCACCUCAUCAGGUCCAAGUUCAUCCCAGUCCAGCUCAGACCAGGCGCCUCGUGAUGCUCCUGUGGUUCCAUUUGGUUUGGACUUGUACUACUGGGGCCAGGAGCAGCCCAACGCUGGCAAGAUCAUCAAGUUGGCGUCUCAGCAUCAGUUCUGGGUUCACGCUGAGGUGGAGGAGGAGGUGGAGAACAAGGAGCUCCUGGCAGAAAGCAGGAGUAGAUACAUCUCCUUCCCUGGGACUUUCACUCCUGUCACCCAUUACUGCAAAGCUCCACUAGGCAACGGAAGCCUGUGUCAGAGGCAGGACCGCAGCAAGUGUCCUUUCCAUGGCUUAAUUAUUCCCCGAGACGAUGAGGGUCGACCUGUCAGGCAGGAGGACAGACUCAGGGAGGAGCAGGAGGAGAGGAGGAAGAGGGAGGAGCAGCCUGACUGGCGUGAUGCCGAGCUAAUGCGAGACAUCGAGGCGGCAACGGGGGAAGACCUGGGUUCUGACAGGGUGCGUAAAAAGGGAAAAGGGAAGAAGAAGAAAUACCCCAACCUCAGUGAUCUGAAGCAGAGCACCAACACGGCCCGCUCCAGGCUGGAGAGAAAAGUCUUCAACAAGAGCACCAUGCGCAGAGUAGCUGAGGUGAUGAGUAAAUCUGACCGGAGAAAACAUGACAAGUUCUCCAACCAGUUCAACUAUGCUCUCAACUGACCUCCAGACAGAUUUUUUUGGAAGGAAAGGUUUUAAUUUAUUGAUGUGCACAUACAGUAACUGAAGAGAUUACUGUGAUUGAUAUGCUAUUUAAACGCUGUUUGAACACUAUGACUCAGCUGGAAGGAUUUUACUUGUGUUUUUUAAGAUGUGUGUUCUGCCUCUGCUGACCAAACAUGUGCAGCUUCUGACACACAUGAUGAAUAACUGUCAGGUACCAGAAAAUAGGAACUUCUUUUGUUCUUUUCUUGAUAUUGCCUUUCUAUCAGCCAAAUCAGGUUUUCAUUAUGUGUAACUAACUGAAUUUGUGUUUUUUCUAGAUGAUUUUUUGUAUGUUUUUGUAUGUCAUCUUAAUUAUUUAAAGCCAUGUAUUCUAAAUGAACAUGAUGCAGGUUAAAAAGAUUUGUACCAGAAGUAAACUGUAAAUCUUUCCUCA
Chelmon rostratus (copperband butterflyfish) is the source of this 3077-nucleotide messenger RNA. RefSeq names its product UV-stimulated scaffold protein A (gene uvssa). The coding region runs from base 191 to 2641 and encodes 816 amino acids. Gene Ontology annotation, molecular function: RNA polymerase II complex binding. Gene Ontology annotation, cellular component: chromosome. The record is from RefSeq and is a predicted model, not a curated record. Gene Ontology annotation, biological process: response to UV; transcription-coupled nucleotide-excision repair. The transcript is spliced from 15 exons. NCBI's taxonomy places the organism in Eukaryota, Metazoa, Chordata, Actinopteri, Chaetodontiformes, Chaetodontidae.